Messenger RNA from Zingiber officinale, 1352 nucleotides. Its product is annotated as transcription factor HEC2-like. The transcript has a single exon. The record is from RefSeq and is a predicted model, not a curated record. Gene Ontology annotation, molecular function: DNA-binding transcription factor activity; protein dimerization activity. Gene Ontology annotation, biological process: regulation of DNA-templated transcription. Bases 587 to 1213 code for a protein of 208 amino acids. Lineage: Eukaryota; Viridiplantae; Streptophyta; Magnoliopsida; Zingiberales; Zingiberaceae.
UUUUAAACUCAAAGACUAAAUUGACGAUUAAGCUUGGAUAACUAAGUGUUUAUGAGUGAGUCAAACUAAAAGGACCAAAAAAACUUAACAAGACAAAGUAAAUUCUUCAUAAAUAACACCAUUUAUUUAUCAUAAAAUUUUGCGUUCUAAUGAUUUCUUCAAGCAUGUCUGAGUUUUGUGGGAGGUUGAGGAGCAACCUAGUAAGAGUCUGCUAAUAGUAUCACACUGCAAGCAGGCAACAUUUGUUACCAUUUAUAUGCUUAUCAAAAUGACACAAGCUUAUCAAAAUGAGAUAAAAUGCAGGUGUAAUAUUUUAGUAUAGAAAAAAACAAUUUAUAAUGCAUAUCUUGUAUGAAUAAAUUCCAUGUCUUAUAAAGAAUAGUUGAAAGCAUAUUAUAUAAAGGCUACAGCAUUGGCGUGGAGCAGCAUUGCAAGGGAAAGCUUGAAAAUUCAUGAGAAAUACUUGUCAAUUAUAGACAUCUUCCUCUCUGCAAGCUUCUGAAACAAUUCCCAGUUCAGCUCCUCCUCUCCUGCAUCGGCAAUUCCUUUGCUUUCAGAAUCGUAAUUGGUGGCAGUGGAUGUGCCGAUGGAUUUGGAGUACGCAACAAGUGCUCAGAUGGACUUGGAAACAGUGGCGAUGGGGAUGGAGAAGCUAAGGGAAUUUUCACAAACACCUGUGCUGCAGUCGCAACAGCUCGGGUACUCCCUCUCGCCGGAGCUCUCCAAUACCGGAGCCUCUUCUUUCCCGACGCAGCUCCUGCUGAACUCCUCGGGCGAGGGGCUCUGCGAGAGGCCGUCGGUGGCGGACAUGCGGGAGAUGAUGUUCCGGAUGGCGGCGCUGCAGCCCAUCCAGAUCGACCCGGAUUCGGUCAAGCCGCCGAAGCGGCGUAACGUGCGGAUAUCGAAGGACCCGCAGAGCGUGGCCGCCCGCCACCGGAGGGAGCGGAUCAGCGAGCGGAUCAGGAUCCUGCAGCAGCUGGUGCCCGGUGGGACCAAGAUGGACACGGCGUCGAUGCUGGACGAGGCCAUCCACUACAUGAAGUUCCUGAAGAGCCAGGUGCAGUCGCUGGAGCGGGCGGCGGCCGCCGGCCGGACCACGGGCACCGCCGCAGGCUUCGCUAGCGCAGGCUCCUCGCACGUGAGCUACACGUGCUUCGAGGCCCCGGAUUUGGGAGCCCAAUUGCUCUUGAAUAAUUUGUCAGAUAUAAGCUAAUGGGCCCCAGCCCAAUCCGUCAUUGCUUACAUACUAUUGGAUCCGGGGGUGAAAUUAGUAGGUGUUAGAUGUUUAUCGUUGAGUUUAUUCGGUGCUAUCGUUUUUUAUUUUCAAUAAUAUAAAUUACUCUUAUAAUUUA